This is a messenger RNA of Elaeis guineensis (African oil palm), 1877 nucleotides long. Its product is annotated as elongation factor Tu, mitochondrial. Gene Ontology annotation, cellular component: mitochondrion. The record is from RefSeq and is a predicted model, not a curated record. Gene Ontology annotation, molecular function: GTP binding; translation elongation factor activity; GTPase activity. Gene Ontology annotation, biological process: mitochondrial translational elongation. Lineage: Eukaryota; Viridiplantae; Streptophyta; Magnoliopsida; Arecales; Arecaceae.
UGGUUCUAAAACCCUAGUUCCCACCACGCCCAAAGUUUUUUUUUUUCUUAAACCUUCCGCCAAACACACCGAAAACCAACUCUCGCUGCUUUAGAUUUUCCCCCACCUUUUCAUCUUCCUCUCACAGCGGGGUAUUUCCUGCCGCCGCCCCCUCCUCCGAUAUGGCAGCUGCGGCCGUCCUCAGAAACUCGAGCGCGAGGCGCCUCCUCCGCUUCCCCUCCUCUUCCCCUCUCCAUUAUUCCAGUUGUUGGGGAGCGAUCUUGAGUCCUUUCUCGGCUUCAAAGCCGCGCUCUCCGCAGGGUUCCAAUGGGGGGAGCGUCUUCGAGGCGGGAUUUUGGUGGAGGACGAUGGCCACCUUCACUCGCACGAAGCCUCAUGUGAAUGUUGGUACCAUUGGACAUGUCGAUCAUGGGAAAACUACACUCACAGCGGCCAUUACCAAGGUUCUUGCUGAAGAGGGAAAAGCCAAGGCAGUUGCUUUUGAUGAAAUUGACAAGGCACCGGAGGAGAAAGCUAGAGGGAUUACCAUAGCGACAGCCCAUGUGGAGUAUGAGACUGCUAAGCGGCAUUAUGCUCAUGUAGAUUGCCCAGGACAUGCAGAUUAUGUUAAGAACAUGAUUACUGGAGCUGCUCAAAUGGAUGGUGGCAUUCUUGUUGUAUCAGCACCUGAUGGACCGAUGCCGCAAACUAAGGAACAUAUUUUACUUGCUCGUCAGGUUGGUGUACCAUCACUUGUAUGCUUUCUAAAUAAGGUUGAUGCUGUUGAUGAUCCAGAGUUACUAGAACUUGUAGAGAUGGAGCUCCGUGAGCUGCUUAGCUUCUACAAAUUUCCUGGUGACGAAAUUCCAAUAAUUCGGGGUUCAGCACUGUCUGCCUUACAGGGCACUAAUGAUGAAAUAGGACGACAGGCCAUUCUAAAAUUAAUGGAGGCAGUUGAUGAAUACAUACCAGAACCUGUACGACAGCUUGAUAAGCCAUUCCUCAUGCCAAUUGAGGAUGUUUUCUCCAUUCAGGGACGUGGAACUGUUGUAACUGGACGUGUUGAGCAAGGGACUAUUAAAGUCGGAGAAGAUGUUGAGAUAUUAGGUUUAAUGCAAGGUGGUCCUACAAAGACCACAGUAACUGGUGUAGAGAUGUUCAAGAAGAUCUUGGACCAUGGACAGGCUGGUGAUAAUGUGGGUCUUCUUUUACGUGGCCUGAAGCGUGGAGAUGUAGAGCGUGGGCAGGUAGUUUGUAAACCUGGCACUCUGAAGACAUACAAGAGGUUUGAGGCAGAGAUAUAUGUGCUUACAAAGGAUGAAGGUGGUCGCCAUACUGCUUUCUUCUCAAAUUACAGACCUCAGUUCUACAUGAGGACUGCAGAUGUUACUGGGAAAGUUGAAUUGCCUGAAAAUGUGAAGAUGGUAAUGCCUGGUGAUAACGUAACAGCAGUUUUUGAAUUGAUAUCACCAGUUCCUCUUGAAGCAGGGCAAAGAUUUGCAUUGCGGGAAGGAGGGAGGACGGUUGGUGCUGGUGUUGUGUCCAAAGUCAUCAACUGAGUUCCUUCCAGCAUCAUUGCACGGUUGCUCCAUAAAGAUAAAUUUUAAGAGGGAUCGGAAAGUGCCGCUUCUCAAUGAAAUGCCGUGCAAAAGCACCCAGUGUUUUAUUGUUAUUAUGUUUUAAUGCAACACAUUACAGAGAAGUGCUGGGAUACACAAUUUUGGUUAGUAUUUUUUGGCCUUUUUUUUAUCGAAAGAUAAUUCAGUACAAUUUUUGUUGAUUAGGAGGACAAGGCUUGAUUGUUACCCAUUUUGUCAUGAUUUUCUAGCUGUUGCCAAAACUUGGCCAAAUUGUAUGAUGAAUAAAAUUCUGCUUGUAUGAGGAUAUGUUUUCUUCCA